Messenger RNA from Penicillium argentinense, 348 nucleotides. RefSeq names its product membrane transporter. The record is from RefSeq and is a predicted model, not a curated record. Lineage: Eukaryota; Fungi; Ascomycota; Eurotiomycetes; Eurotiales; Aspergillaceae. The coding region runs from base 1 to 348 and encodes 115 amino acids. The transcript has 2 exons.
AUGGCUCUUUUCUCCACGUCUCAGAUGGCGCUGUCCACCGGACUAAUGCUCUUCCUAUGGUGCUCAAUUGGAAUAGCAUACCCUCUGUACAACCACUUCAUUCCCAUUUACUUGGAGGCAGAAGGUGUCGUUUGUGGGAUCCCUGCCUCCGUGAUUGGCGGAUUUACCGUUGAGAUGAAAUGCAUCGGACGCAAAGGCACUGGAGCGACUACCUGUCUAUGUACCGGAGUUUUCCUGUUUCUAUUCAUGAGAGCCGAGACACCGACCAGCGUGCUCGGGUUCUCCUGUAUAAUUAAUUGCCUUUUUCCAAAUCUCGUCUUAAGGAUUGCUCUAUUCGUACACCCCUGA